CUAAGUAUUUGGUCCGGGCUCCAAGAUAAUGCCCCCAAAUUUACAGUGGUCGGUUGAUCGGUUGUUUUCAUUUACGGAGCCCAGCCAUAGUAUUUCUCCGUCGCAGAUAUCCGACAUGUGCAAUACACUUGCUCAAUAUGCGACGUCUCAUGGCAAGCAACAACCUUUUGGCUAUGUUAGUGAUGGGUCAUACAGGCAUGACUUAUUUGUGCUCAAAAGCGAUGAAGGAAGUUUGGAAUCGCUGCCACUUGAAGAGUUACUCCGAGAAUUAUCUCUUUCCCUCCUCUCCGUUGAUGGCGGUAUUCCAUUCUCAAGAAGAGAUCGCCUAUGUCUAGCCGCAAAGUUAGCGAGUACUGUGAUUCAACUUCAGGGCAACUGACUCCCAG
This is a messenger RNA of Penicillium brasilianum, 386 nucleotides long. The record is from the annotation of a GenBank genome assembly. Lineage: Eukaryota; Fungi; Ascomycota; Eurotiomycetes; Eurotiales; Aspergillaceae.